AAGAAAAGGUGCACUCCUAUAAAAUCAUUCGCUGCAGGUGGAUCUGCUGUAGUUUUUUGCAUCCCAUACUCGCAACUUGUUUGAGGAAUCCGUGUGGACAUCAGCUUGUACCCGAAAGUGUGUGACACUGAGGAUAGUCCUGUGUUGUGUGAUUUAUCACUAGCUGGUUACCAAAUAAGGCAAGAUGGUGUCACUUAAGUUUAUCGGUGGACUUGUUUGUUUGUUUGCCAUAGCGGCGGCGCAGGACAGUAGUGGAACGCAUUCGAGCGUCAUGAGGUCCCUGCGUAAAGUGUACAGUCAGUGCGAGGAUAGUUCGGAUCUGGUGCGCUGUUUAAAGGUACAGGCGGUCAAGCUCACGGAUCGGGCACUCAAGUUGUCCAGCAUCAAGUUAGUGGAUGGCCUGUCGGUGGUGCAAAAAGCUGACAAACCUCAAGAGGUCUCCCGCUCCCUGGACUCGCUCGAGUCCAGUGUGGGAUCCCUGCCUGGAUACAAAUUGGACGAGAUCCUGGCACAAAAGACGCGGGAGUUCAUGGAAUCGCGCGAAUUGAAGGUCAACGUACCCAGGCUUUUGGCCUAUGGUCAAACAGAAGGAGCUCGCUUCGUUGAGGAGGGACGCAAGAAGAUGAAGAAAUACUACGGACCAUUCAUGGGCGCACUCGCUAUUAAGACGGGCAUUCUCACCAUGGCAUACCACUCCAUUGCUAUUGUCGCCGGCAAGGCUCUCAUCAUUGGCAAAAUUGCCCUCAUCAUCAGUGCAAUCAUUGGGCUGAAGAAACUCGUUACGCCAGAAGGACAUGAGAAGACAACGUACGAAAUUGUUAAGCAUCCCCACAUUUCCGCGAGCCACAGUUACUCGUCUAGUCAUGGGGAGUUUGAGGGACACGAAUCGGGUGGCCAGUACCACAGGAGUCUCGGCUCGGGUGACUUGAUGAUGCAAGAUCGCGCCUACAGAGCCCAUGUGCCACGAGUCUAAGCAAUGCCCGUCUCGUCAUUUUUAAAUCACUUUAAAAUGUCGACGAACUUCCCCACCCCAUCCUGCAAAUCCCAUCCCCCGCUAAACCAACCCAUCCCUUCCACAAUGUCCUCAAAUGACCUUAACUAUGUGAUCCUGACAUUUACAUAAUACCUGAUUGUGGCAAAAAAACGAUCCUCCCCAGCUUCCUCCCCAUCAUAAGUCCUUCAAUCCAGUAUUCCUUUCUCUGAGAGUCAAAUCAACCAUUGCGGAUAAUUCGGAAGAUGAGGAAGAUCCCUCUAACCCUCUGGGAAGACAAGGAGAACGCUAAACAUGCAUCGUUUUGUAGCGGAAAUGGCACGAUGAAAGAAGAAAAAUUAAACUAAUUUAUUUAUUUAUUUGUGUUUUUGUAAAGAAAUAAAGAAGACAGCUACUUCAUUGAA
Messenger RNA from Lutzomyia longipalpis, 1395 nucleotides. RefSeq lists its product as uncharacterized. NCBI's taxonomy places the organism in Eukaryota, Metazoa, Arthropoda, Insecta, Diptera, Psychodidae. The coding region runs from base 185 to 973 and encodes 262 amino acids. The transcript has a single exon. The record is from RefSeq and is a predicted model, not a curated record.